AUGCAAGCCACCCUGCAAAUUCAGUUCACCCCCAAACGGCAGCGCGGCACAUCGUGCUGGUACGUCAACAGCGGCAAUACGUCGGAUUGGAUUCGCGCCGUCGUCGAAGGCUACGCCGCCAAGCAUCACGAUUCGCUCCGGCUCUUACCGCUGCCGACUGCCGCGGACGAUCGUAGCCCAAUUGGUGCUAUCUUGUUGUCGAAGCAAACUCCUAGCCACGCGCCGACAAGCGCCUGUUUGCCCUACGGAGAAGCAGCAUCGCGCGUACUGUUGCCGAUCGAAGCGAAGUUUGAUCCGGCCAUCACUGCGGCAGAACUUGAAGCAGAAUUGUCUGCCGAGCAAACCUACGUCUGGCAUCCUGUCGUCGGGUUGGUUGCCUUCGAAGCCGCCGAUCAACUGACGCUGGCCCAUUUGUUAACGGCUGCGCCACUGACAACAGCAACGUUCGAUCGGGGUGAGCCUGGGACGCGGCUGCCGAACACGUUGGCAUCCAUCGUACCCGCUAUUCCGCCAGACAUGAAGUUGGUGAUGGAAGAUGGUCGCGAUGGGAUCGGCACGAAAGGAAAAGAUCUCAAUCAAUUGCCCAAGCCGGAAGGAGAACCGCAGCCAGGGAUGGGCAAUUCGCUCGGUCGCAUGGGGCUGUCGGUGUUCGACGCAGGGCUGAAUCUGGCUUCUGCCGCGGGACCGUUUGUCGAGCGAAUGUUUGGCCCUGCGGGGCCUGGCGCCGGAAGUGGAAGUGGCGAGACCUGGCUUUCGCAAUGGAAGCAGUGGACCCAGCAACGAUUGGAUCAGUUGAAUCAGGCCACGUUGUCGCAGCGCGAUAAAGAGAUCAAUCGCCUGAUGAACUUGUUAGAGCAAAACCCCGACGAAGGUUUGAAAUGGGCGCUGCCGAUCGGUGGCGAACUGCAGCGUAAAUACCGUGAGCUGGCCAACCGCGAGAUCGGACUGGGGCGGUAUCGCCGAGCGGCGUACAUUUAUGCCGAGCUGUUGGCCGACAUCGAAGCGGCCGCGAACGUCUUGAAGCAGGGACAACAUUGGCGGGAAGCGGCAGUGCUUUACCAAGAGCGGCUCAAGCGUCCGUUGGAUGCGGCCGAGUGUCUGGAACAGGGUGGGCUGUGCAGCGAGGCGAUUGAGUUAUACCUCGAACAUAAGCGUUACCUGAAAGCAGGCGACUUGUACGUUCAACUUCAACAGCAAGACGAAGCGGACAAGUGCUUCGAACUUGCUGUGAGCGAAUGUCGUUCACGUCGCGAUGCGCUGGGGGCGGCAAAGAUUUUGGAAGAGAAGCUGGCCAGCGUACCUCGGGCCAUCGAUGCCCUGGACGAUGGCUGGCCGCACAGCGAUCAAGCAAGCCAAUGCCUCGAGCAAUUGUUCUUGCUCUUUAAGCGGCACAGCAUGCAUGAUUCAGCAAAGAAGAAGAUUUCCGAAUUACGCACCCACUACGCCCCGCCACAGCGGCAAGCUUCGCUUGUCGAUGUUUUGGCCGACAACGCCACGAAGUAUACCGACCGAGAAGUACAAAAUCUGGCGGCUGACGCGUGUCGUGUCGUCGCGGCGAAAAACCUGAGCACGUCGCGGAUUGUCGAUCGGCAUCGCAUUUUGCAGGCCAUCAAACGGCUUGAGCCAGACGACCGUCUUCUGGCGAGAGAUUGCCUACGCUUCGCCAAGCAGGAAACGCCGCUGCGCAAGAUCUCGCCGACGACCAACCUGACCAUUGACCCGCAGUUGGACCGCACGAUCAAGAUCCGCGAAACCACGGCCCAGUGGAGACCAGCUGCCACGGUGACAUCGGCGAACGUGAUCUUUCAUAUGAU
This is a messenger RNA of Symbiodinium sp. CCMP2456, 1814 nucleotides long. NCBI's taxonomy places the organism in Eukaryota, Dinophyceae, Suessiales, Symbiodiniaceae. The record is from the annotation of a GenBank genome assembly.